AUGAAGGAGGCAGAGACUAAAAGAGUACAGAAAGGAACAAGGGAGGUUUCGUUUGUUCUGGACUAUCUUAUCUCUAAAUGUUACAUUGAGACUUUGAAGCAAAUGCAACCUACGGAUGAAGCCAAAGUAGCUCUGCGCCACCAGAUCAAAACCUGGAUCCUAGCCGGUGAAACCGAAAAGGCACAAGUUCUACUGGACAAAGAACUCCCCAAACUACUCCAAGAGAAUCAGGAACUUGCAUCUCAGCUGAACACUCAGACCUUCAUUGAACUCGUUCGCAAAGACGAGCCUGAGAAGGCCCUGGUCUUUGGCCGGGCUUGUAUUCAGCAGGGCCAGAACAUUAUGCAAACUGAUAAUCUCUUUCUUCUGCUGGCCUACAAGAAUCCAGAAGAGUGCAGUGUUUCUAAGGACUUUCUGAGUUUAGAAAGACGCGAUACACUCUUUGCUGCUAUCGAUGCAGCCGUUAAAGGUAAGUUAAAUAGGUCUAAUUUUAAGAAAAGCUAUAUGGAAGAAGAUCUUCACUACUUGAAUCUUGUGCGCAGAUUAGGGAAAUCGCAGAGUGGCUCAAGAAGUCCGAAUAAAGUCAUCAAUGGCCAUCUUGUUUUUUUAUGGUCAAGUUUAAGCUGA
Molecule: messenger RNA, 627 nt
Organism: Nematocida homosporus
Lineage: Eukaryota; Fungi; Microsporidia
Product: glucose-induced degradation protein 8
Exons: 1
Coding region: 1-627 (208 amino acids)
Source: RefSeq, a predicted model, not a curated record